CACCACCACCACGACGACUUCGUGCCACUCUCUUCGCGGCCGCCUGCCGCAACAUCCACACGGGGGCUCCCACCACCCACACACCACUACCACACACACAUCACACACCACCACCAGCAACUCCUUCAUGGCUGACGACCUGGGACAAGACUGGUGGCUGCAGGAGAGCGUCGCGGAGCAGCGGUCAGACGCCUCGGAAGAGGAGCCGGAGGAGCACGAGGAGGAGGAUGCGCAACCGAAGCCAAAGAAGAGCAAGAAACGGGAGAAGGGAGGCGAAAAGCCUCCCGAGCCAGGCGAGCCGCCUGGCAAAGGUGGCAGCACCAAGAGUGGCACCAAGGGCGGCACCAAGCAGAAGGUUCCGAGGCCCGAAGUGGCGGUGCCCGUAAUCGUCACUGAAGAGGAGCCCAAGAAGAAGCGCAAACGCAAGAGAAAGACGAUCACGGACGUGCUGGCGGCCUCGGAGCCUGCAAGAGGGAAACCCGAAGACCUGCGGCAAUGUCUGCUCGCCCACUUCCAAGUGCUCUCUGUGGUCGAGAUGGAGGAGAUGGCCCUGUCCGAUGCAAACUUUCUGCCCUCCAGCGACGCGACGCACACAGUGUCUUCCUACCUCAAGGAAGUAUGCCCCAAGUGGGCCAAGCUGUGGCGCGGCCACACGGACACCAAGCGUCCACUGGCGAUCGUCGUAUGCAGCUCCGCACUCAGGGCCCUCGAUGUCAUGAGACAAGCGGCAGCUUUCAAAGGAGACUGCAGAGUGGCCAAGCUGUUCUCCAAACACAUUAAGGUGGAGGAGCAGAUUGCCUCGCUCGCAAAGCUGCCGGUACACCUGGCCGCAGGCACUCCCGGACGCAUCAAAAAAAUCCUGGACCUCGAUGGCAUGACGCUCGACUCCCUCAAGUACCUUGUGUUGGACUGGAACUGGAGAGACCAGAAGCUGCGUCGUCUGAUUGACAUCCCCGAGGUUAAGACGGACGUUUUGGAGCUGCUCCAGAAAUUCAUCAUUCCCACGGCGAGAAGGAGCUCGGCUAAAAUUGGCCUCUUCUAGCGGAUGCAGUGGCGCGAGCGACCGUUGUGCCCGGGCUUCGCACGCGACGUCUCCGCAGCGGGGGGAGGGGGGCAGCUCUCCGUUGGCCAGCGGACCUCGAGCGCCACAAAGCCCAUUGCUGCCUCCUCCGUCCACGAAAAAUAAAUAAACAACAAAGAUUGCUGACAAAGGGCGAGCACUCGCAAGCAGUUCCACAAAUUCCAGACGCACGUUGCAGACAGUUUAAAGACGUGGGUGACCUUCGGCGUAGUCACGAAGUGACCGCUUUGUUACGUGGACGUUUGUACGUCGAACGAUCAGGACUGUAAUCGAGAUACUCGUUGUUUUUUUUCCGGUAAAGUCACGUAGGUAAAAAAUAAAACAAAUGAAAACAACUAAAUUAAAUCACGACGUCGUGAUUUAAUUUAGUUGUUUUCAUUUGUUUUUUUAUUUUUUGCAAGGAUUCAUACUCUUUGUUUUUUUCCGGUAAAGUCACGUAGGUAAAAAAUAAAACAAAUGGAAACAACUAAAUAAUAUCACGACGUCGUAAAUUUAAUUUAGUUUUCAUUUUUUUUUAUUUACCUACGUGACUUUACCGGAAAAAACCAAAGGGUAUGAAUCCUUGCAGUCACGAAAGCUUCAAAUCUAGAAUGUAAUCGAGAUGUCAGUGUUGUGUUCAUCUUUCUUGACAAGGGAGAAAUUCCCCAUGAAAUAGCACGUGUAAGCGGAACUCCAUUCUAUAUCUUGACAUAAUAAAAAUAAUAAAAAGCAUUGUUUGUUGUCCCAUCAAUGUGAUCGAGUAGCAUUUGCUUAAGCAAGGAAGUUCUGGGCCAAUGUAAACAUUCUGGGCCUUAUCAGCAGUGAGGCCUGGAUUACCAGAUUUUAUAAUACCGCAGUGACAGGCGUA
Molecule: messenger RNA, 1928 nt
Organism: Lethenteron reissneri (Far Eastern brook lamprey)
Lineage: Eukaryota; Metazoa; Chordata; Hyperoartia; Petromyzontiformes; Petromyzontidae
Gene: CMSS1
Product: cms1 ribosomal small subunit homolog
Cellular component (GO): 90S preribosome; nucleus
Source: RefSeq, a predicted model, not a curated record